CCGGCUCCCGACGGGGAGUAGCGCACGCCGGGUGUGCGGGGAGUCGUCGGGAGCGAAUCGGAGCUGGGGGCGAACCUCCGAGAGGCGAAGCGGAGGCGCGCGGUCGGCGUCCGGCCGCUGCCGAGCCAGAGUCCGCGGCUGAGCGGCCUACGGGGCCCGGCUGGGCGCCGCGGGAGCCGUGACGCUGUGGAGACGCGGAACGGGGUUGCCGCGGCCUGAGUGAAAUAUUCAAUGAAAAUAACUUGGCCUUUGGAGUGGAAGAAAGACUUAAUUUCAAAUCCUGUUCCCUCACUUUAGUUUUAUGAUUUGGCACUGAUUUACGAUCCUGUGAUAGUAAUCUCAGGCAUACAGUGUUCCAAUAUCAUAUGCACCACCAAAGUGACUGUCUUCCUUCACGUCCAUCCUGCCACUCUGUGCCUUUUGAUUGAAAUACUUUGCAAGAUGUUGGCGUUGCAGAUUUGGAGUGUGCCUGCCUUGGCUCUUUUCCUCAUCUCUGAAACUCUAGGUCAAUUUAUAGAAACAUGUGGUCAUAUCACUCCUGAAUCUCCAGUUACACAUACUCCUGAAUCUCCAGUUAUACAACGUGGUUCUAAUUUCUCUGCAAUUUGUGUACUAAAGGAAAAAUGUAUGGAUAAUUAUAGUGUAAAUGCUAGUCACAUUUUCUGGAAGAUAAACCGUGCUAUUGUUCCUAAAGAACAAUAUACUAUCAUAAAUACAACAGCAUCUAGAGUCAAGUUUAUAAAUAUGUCAUCAAAUGUUCAACUCACCUGCAACAUUCGCAUAUAUGGACAGAUUGAUCAGAACAUUUAUGGAAUCAGAAUAACUUCAGGAUUACCCCCAGAAAAACCUAAAAAUUUGAGUUGCAUUGUGAAGGAAGGAGAAAACAUGAAGUGUCAAUGGGAUCCUGGAAGAGAAACAUACCUAGAGACAAACUUCACUUUAAAAUCUGAAUGGGCAACGGAGAAAUUUGAAGAUUGUAAAACAAAACGUGGCGGCAAUCCCACCUCAUGCACUGUUGAUUAUUCUCCUGUAUAUUUUGUCAACAUUAAAGUUUGGGUAGAAGCAGAGAAUGACCUUGGGAAGGUUAUAUCAGAUCAUAUUGAUUUUGAUCCUGUGGAUAAAGUGAAGCCCAAUCCACCACAUAAUUUAUCAGUCACCAACUCAGAGGAGCUUUCUAGUAUCUUGAAAUUGACAUGGAUCAACUCAAGUAUUCAGGAUUUCCUAAGACUGAAAUACAGCAUUCAGUUCAGAACCAAAGAUUCUUCAACUUGGAUCCAGGUUCCUCUUGAAGAUACACCAUCUACCCGAACUUCGUUCACUGUCCAGGACCUUAAACCUUUUACAGAAUAUGUGUUUAGGAUUCGUUGUAUGAAGGCUGAUGGCAAAGGAUUCUGGAGUGACUGGAGUGAAGAAGCAAGUGGGGUCACAUAUGAAGAUAGACCAUCAAAGGCACCAAGUUUCUGGUAUAAGAUUGAGCCAUCCCACACUCAUGGCUAUAGACCUGUACAGCUCAUAUGGAAGACUUUGCCUCCUUUUGAAGCAAAUGGAAAAAUCUUAGAUUACGAAGUGACUCUCACAAGAUGGAAGUCACGUUCACAAAAUUACACAGUUAAAGACACCAAAUUGAAAGUAAACCUCACGGAUGAUCGAUAUAUAGCCACUCUGACAGCAAGAAAUCUGGUUGGCAGAUCAGAUGCAUCUGUUUUAAGUAUUCCUGCUUGUGACUUUCAAGCUACAAACCCUGUAAUGGAUCUUAAAGCAUUUCCCAAAGAUAAUGUGCUUUGGGUAGAAUGGACUGCUCCAAAUGAAUCUGUAAACAAAUAUAUAGUUGAGUGGUGUGUGUUAUCGGAUAAAUCACCCUGUAUCACAGACUGGCAGCAAGAAGACGGUACUGUACAUCACACCUAUUUAAGAGGGAAGCUAGAGGAGAGCAAAUGCUAUUUGAUAACAGUUACUCCAGUGUAUGCUGUCGGACCAGGAAGCCCCGAGUCUAUAAAGGCAUACCUUAAACAAGCUCCACCUUCUAAAGGACCUACUGUUCGAACCAAAAAAGUGGGAAAAAAUGAAGCUGUCUUAGAAUGGGACCAACUUCCUGUUGAUGUUCAGAAUGGAUUUAUCCGAAAUUAUACUAUCUUUUAUAGAACCAUCAUUGGAAAUGAAACUGCUGUGAAUGUAGAUUCCUCCCACACAGAAUAUACACUGUCAUCUUUGACUAGUGAUACUUUGUACAUGGUACGAAUGGCAGCAUACACUGACGAAGGUGGAAAAGAUGGUCCAGAAUUCACUUUUACUACACCCAAGUUCGCUCAAGGAGAAAUUGAAGCUAUCGUUGUGCCUGUUUGCUUAGCAUUCCUAUUAAUAACCCUCUUGGGAGUAUUAUUCUGUUUUAAUAAGCGAGAUCUAAUUAAAAAACACAUCUGGCCUAACGUUCCAGAUCCCUCAAAGAGCCAUAUUGCCCAGUGGUCACCUCACACACCUCCAAGGCAUAAUUUUAAUCCAAAAGAUCAGAUGUAUUCAGACGGCAAUUUCACGGAUGUUAGUGUUGUGGAAAUAGAACCAAAUGACAAAAAGCCUUUCCCAGAAGAUCUGAAAUCAUUGGACCUAUUCAAGAAGGAAAAAAAUAGUACUGAGGGACAUAGCAGUGGAAUUGGAGGGUCUUCUUGCAUGUCGUCUUCUAGGCCAAGCAUUUCCAGCAGUGAUGAAAAUGAAUCUGCACAAAAUACUUCCAGCACUGUCCAGUAUUCCACUGUGGUACAUAGUGGUUACAGACACCAGGUCCCAUCUGUUCAAGUCUUCUCAAGAUCUGAGUCCACCCAGCCCUUGCUGGAUUCUGAGGAGCGCCCAGAAGAUUUGCAGUUAGUAGAUAAUGCUGACAACGGUGAUGGCAUUUUGCCUCGGCAGCAGUAUUUCAAACAGAACUGCACUCAACAUGAAACCAGCCCAGAUAGUUCACAUUUUGAAAGGUCAAAACAAGCUCCUUUAGUCAACGAGGAAGAUUUUGUUAGACUCAAACAACAGCAGAUUUCAGAUCAUAUUUCACAGUCUUAUGGAUCUGGGCAGAUGAAAAUGUUUCUGGAGGUUUCUGCAGCAGACGCCUUUGGUCCAGCUACUGAGGGGCAAGUAGUGAAUUUUGAAACAGUUGGGAUGGAGGCUGCAGUUGAUGAUGGAAUACCGAAAAGUUACUUACCCCAGACUGUACGAAGAGGUGGCUACAUGCCUCAGUGAAAGACUAGCUCCUGUUACAACUUCUGGAUUACCUGUUAACUAAAGCUAAAAACAUUUUAUCUGUAAUUUCAGAUAAAAGAAUCUUCACUAACUGAAGACGAUCAUUUUGCCCUUAAGGACAAAAAUGUACUGAACCUUCCCAUGGGCUAUUUCCAUUCCAGGUGAUCCGGAAGUCUACUUUAAGCACUACAUAAACUGACUUCAUCCUCUGAAGAGCUGAAUGACUUUGUGCUGUUCAGGAUGUUUGCACUGAAGUAAAACAGAAAGCUUGUUUAAAAUGUAUAAAGUAAAACUUAUCUAAAAAAUAGAGGGUAUUUAAGUAAUCAGCAGUGAUAAACGUGGUGGGCACAGCUGACUUUCAUGAGAAUAGUCAUGAAGUGAAGCAGUUUAGGGAGAGUUCAUAUUAAAAAAAUGUAGAGGAUCAAGGUCAACACCCUCUGCCUCAGCUGACAACAGAGGUCCAGAAUACAUUACUGUGAGCCCAGCCUUUGUUGUCUUAACUCAUAUGUAGUCCUAUCAACAUUAAAUACCUGUUCUAUUCCAUUGGUAACAACGCUACCAGAUACUAGAGAAAAGGAAUUCUGGAAUUUAAUUUAUCAGGUUUAAAAUAUGCGUCUUUUGUUUAUUACAUAAUUACCAAUCUCACUGGAUUUGAAAAUUUGCUCUCUCUCUUUAUUGAAACCUUUUUAAAGUUGUUUCACACUCAGCAGAGUACCCAAAUCAGAGCCAGGUAUGAAUGCCACAAAUAGUCUCAAGUAUUUUAGAAGUUGUUUGCCAUUAUAAAGGCCAUUAUAAAAUAACCAUUUUCAAUAUAUCAUAUGUGAACAUUAUUGACUUUUCUUGUUACUACUUCACAGUAUUUGGUAGAUGAAGCACUUUAUACAAUAUUCCUUUAGCCUAAAGUUUCCCUAUCCUCACUCCCUAGUGCUAGAGCUCAAACCCGGGGCCUCAACAAACAAGGCAAGUGCUCUACUCCUGAGUUAUUUCCCCAGCCCCAUAAAACGUUAUUUGUUUGUUCAUUGUUUUUUGUUACUGUGGUGCCAGGGAUCAAACAACAUGCAGGGCAAAUGCUCUGCUCUUGAACUACGUCCCUGACCCCAUCCCCAGUUUUUUAAAUAUGCUUUGUUUUUAAUUUUAAAUAAGCUGAUGUUGAAUUUUUUUCUUUUUUCUAAUACAUGUUUGAAAGAAACUAAAUUAGAGAAUUUGGGCCAUAUUCAACACAACAAACACAUCCUCAGAAAUGUAAAUAUUGAUCUUAAUAAAUGUGACAGCAAAUGCCCUCAUUGUAGAGACACUUGUUGGAGAGAUUAUUUGAAUAGCUACACACUUCUGCAUUAGGUGGGCCUUAGUUUACCUUGUGACUUAGGAACCUCUUUCCACAUGUUCUGUUCUUUACUGAAGAAAUGAGCUGGGCCUCCAGUUUACUGCUGAAGACACUUUACAUUUAUAUCAUCCCCUUACCCACCCCAUUUGAUGUGGAAGCAGGGGCUAAAGAUAGAAGCUAAGGAAGGGAAAAAAAUAGUUGUAAUACAUUAGUGGUUGACUGCUACUGCCCAGUUACUUAGGAAAAAAAUUGGUUUUGGUGUUCUGCCUAUUUGGAUUACUAAGCUAUAUAUGUCAUACGUGGUUUCUAUAUUUGGAAAACUAAGCUCAAAAUAAUUUGUUGAGGUUCUUGAAGAAUAAAAGUUUUUUUUUUAAGUUGGUGUACAUUUGCAGUUGAAGUAGAAUGUUCACAUUUGACUUUCUGUUGUACAUUUAUCCUUUGCUUUCUUGUAUUUACGUAAUGUCUAUUACUCACAUUUCUUUCACGUAUAUGGUCAUUUUUGUAAGAUUAGCAGAUGCCUUAUUCUGAUACAACCAGUUUACUUUAAGCAGAAUAAACACAAGAUUAGUAAAACAACAGAAUUAGAUGAGAAAAAUUAGGCACCAAAAGUCAAGUAGCGGCAGACUCCUAACCUCACACUACAGGAUAAAGCUUUAAUUAUUCAACAUGUGCUAAUCCACAUCAGGACGAGAAUUUAUUGUUAAAUCUUUAUCAAUAAAUUUAUAUUUAUUUUCCGUUUCUUAUUAAGUGGUCCUAUUUAGCUAUAGCCUUCGUAACAAAUAACAUUGUGAAGAGCAUUCUCGUGUGAAGUUUCUAAAGAGUGUGGGGGAGGAAUUAUAAAAUGUGAACUUAUGAUCUGAAGAAAGAGAUUCAUUUUUAUUCUUUUUUGUUAAUGUUUUUUUUUGCCAAAUCUGGCAGUGCUCAGGGGUUACUCCCAGUUCUGUGCUCAGGGGUCCCUCCUGGCAGGGCUCAGGGGAUCAUACGGUGCUGGGAAUCUUCCUAGGGCUCCAGCAUGCAAAGGGCGUGCUCAGCCUUAUGGAGCCAUCUCUGACCCCAGGAGUUUCAUUUUCUAAAAGGACAUCGUGCAAGCAAAUUUUUAUCUUGCAACUUGUAUAGGUGUUUUAGUGUCCACCAUUGGACUUUGAUUGUCUUCAGUGUUCACUGUCCACCAACUACAAGAACACUUUAAAUUAUAGUCACUAGUUACUGUACAAACUUCCAUUCAGGAAAUACACAUGCCCGAGAGAGAAAGAAUUAUGAAACUUGUUUUAAGUCCAGAAUUACUUUCUUAAAGCAUAUUGAUGUUAUGAUGCAUGUUAAUUUUAGGCAGGCAGAGAAACAAACUUGGUUUUAUUUAUGUGAAUUUUUUUUAUAAAUUAGUGGAUUUAUUACCCAUUGAGUUACUAGUAUCCCAAAAUUUAAAAUUCUGAAACAUCAAAAAAAAAAACCUUUUUGCAUACAAAACUAAUUUGCUUCUUAAUAUAGCUGCCCUUGAAUUUAACAGGCAUGUUACAUUUACUGCUACUAUAAUUGACUAUUAGCUGCUGGUGGUUUUGGUUUCCUACCAUCAUGAAAGCAUAAUGCCGGAUAACUAUUGGAAAAUCUUAUAAACUAUUAAACUCACAGAAAGAGAAAUUGAAUACCUUUUAGCAUGGAUCGGAGGGCUGUCAAUCUCCCCCUCACCAUUGUAGUAUUGUGAGGGGAGGUGAGGAAGCAAAAAUAUUCUGAGUUCUUAUUCUUCUCUAAUUUGUUCAUUUAAUAUAAACCUUGUUCCUGAGAUUUUAAAGCAGCCAUUCCAUAAUCUAACAUACUGUGAAGUUAAAAGUGGCAUAUACUUUCAAAACAUUAAAAUAGAGAAGUAGACUAUAGUAUUCCCUAAAAUUUUUGUUGAUUGACAUAUUGACAAGUUAGUCAAGUGGGGAGAUAUAUUAGAGUCCACAUCUCUCUUCUCUGGUUUUAAGAACAAAUUUCUAAAUCCUAUAUUCCGUUUCAGGUGAUUUUUGUUAAAAAUAGGUAAAAUAAAACAAUAAGCUACAUAAAAUUAAACUUUUAAAGAUUUAUGGAAUAACUCUAGGUUGUGUAGGUUGUAUUAGGUUCUGUUUCCCAGGUAAAAUACAGAUUUGUUUGUUUUUUGCACUUGUCUAUAACUUAAGAAACGCUGGUGCCAUAAAAUGGCAAAAUAUGUAGAAUUUGCGUAAAAUUGGGUUGGACAUAGAUGCUGAGGAGAUUCAACUGUAGCAAACUUACAGUCUAAUUCUUUUUUAGACUGUUUCUGACAGCAGUUACUUUUCAGACUACUUGUAAAUAGAAUUCAGAUGUAAGUCAGAACAAGUUUCCAAAGCCAGUGAAUAUUCUGAGAUUAAUCUAUUUUUUGAGGAUAUUGCUAAGAGUAUGUGCAUUUAGCAUGAUAUUCUGGUAUACAUUGAAUGUUAAAAAUUUUUUUUAAAGGCAGCUCAGGGUGAGCUCUUCUAUUACCUAUUUGCUCCAAAAUUUUAAAGGGCUUUUUGUAGUCAUUUCCUUCACAUUGAUUAACUUCAUUACCCCGUCAGUUCUUUAAAGUUGUUAGAUCAAAAUGAAAAUUCAGUUGAAGAAGGUCAGUGGUGAUAGAUAUUCUAGAUCUUUUAUCCUUAAACACAAUCUGUGUCUGAAUGAUAACUACAUUUUUCUAAUGCUAUUACAUGAAUUCCAUAAUGUGAGUGUUGGAAUAAAGGGAUAUUUUAAUGGUAGAUAUUUGAAAAUUCUUUAGUCUUAAUGUAUAUGAGUUUUGAAUAAUAUACGCUAAAAGUUAGUGUGCAGUUGCUUGUAUUACAGUGUAGUAAUUAGCAUUAGGUAUGUUUCCCAUUCAUAUCGUAGUUAUGUCCCAUUUAUUUAUAUGUGCAAUUCUUUCAAGUUCCCUGGCUGUACUUCCACUCACCUAGUCUAACUUUAUAAGAAGGCUUGUCUAGAGUACUGUUGUAUUUUUACAUUAACAGUGAAUUGCAUGUACUCAUUGUAACCACAGAUACUGUUUUUACAUUUUUAUGUUGACGGAACUCUAUAAACUUUCUCAUAUAUCAGUUCUAAUUCUUUAAUUUUACUGAAUAAACUUUUGUUCACA
Sorex araneus (European shrew) is the source of this 7646-nucleotide messenger RNA. It is a transcript of the gene IL6ST, whose product is annotated as interleukin 6 cytokine family signal transducer. Gene Ontology annotation, cellular component: signaling receptor complex; membrane; CRLF-CLCF1 complex. The record is from RefSeq and is a predicted model, not a curated record. Gene Ontology annotation, molecular function: cytokine binding; cytokine receptor activity. Bases 442 to 3225 code for a protein of 927 amino acids. The transcript is spliced from 18 exons. Gene Ontology annotation, biological process: positive regulation of tyrosine phosphorylation of STAT protein; cytokine-mediated signaling pathway. NCBI's taxonomy places the organism in Eukaryota, Metazoa, Chordata, Mammalia, Eulipotyphla, Soricidae.